Messenger RNA from Cuculus canorus (common cuckoo), 2432 nucleotides. It is a transcript of the gene RMDN3, whose product is annotated as regulator of microtubule dynamics 3. The record is from RefSeq and is a predicted model, not a curated record. Bases 40 to 1383 code for a protein of 447 amino acids. Gene Ontology annotation, cellular component: mitotic spindle pole; cytoplasm; spindle microtubule. NCBI's taxonomy places the organism in Eukaryota, Metazoa, Chordata, Aves, Cuculiformes, Cuculidae. The transcript has 12 exons. Gene Ontology annotation, molecular function: microtubule binding.
UAGCACCGCCCCCUCCCGUCGCGCCCCGCGGCGCUCGUGAUGGCGCCGCCCGCGCGGCUCGUGCCGGGCCUGGCGCUGGCACUGGGGGCGGCCGGGGCCGUGCUCGGGCUGCGGCUGCUCUGGGCGAGGCGGCAGCGGGAAGAGCGGCGCCGGGCCCGGGGGAACGGUGUGCCUCGAGUGCCGGUUCCCGUCGAGGUGGGCAGUGGGGCUGUGUCUGUGCCUCUCCUGCAGCCUGAGGAGCAGGUGGACCUGCUGGAGCGCCUGGACUUCGUGUUGAGGAACAUUGCGGAGCUGCGGAAAGAAGUGGAGGAGCUGCGGAGCAGCCUGCAGCGCUUGGCGGCUGAGAUUGUCAGUGAAGUCAGGUCCCAUCUGGAGGAAACGCAGAGAGUAACUCGCCGGAGGCGGUUCCCAUUUCCUAGGGAAAGAAGCGAUUCCACAGGCUCCAGUUCGAUUUAUUUCACGGCCAGCUCGGGAGCCGCCAAUACGGAUGAUGGGGAAAGCGAAGGAGGGUACACAACAGCCAACGCUGAGUCUGAUUACGACCGAGAGUCUGAGAGAGAGAGUGAGGAAGGGGAAGAUGAAGUGAGCUGUGAAACAGUGAGGACUGCACGGCGGGAUUCGCUGGACCUCGUCAAUGAGGAGGAAACACAUUUACUCCUCGAUUCCUCGCUGGAGGAAGGACUGGGUCAGCUAUUGCAGCAGGCUGACCGCUUGCACGACGGGGAUGAGCAGGAGAAGAGAGAGGGCUUCCAGCUGCUGCUGAACAAUAAACUGGCGUACGCUGACCAGAAAGACUUUGUUUGGCGCCUGGCGCGAGCACAUAGCGAUAUGUGCGAAAUUGCGGAAGAUACGGAAGAGAAGAGAUCGUAUGCAUAUGACGGGAAAGAAGAGCUGGAAGUCGCCUUACAGAAAUGGGACCAAAGCGCCGAGUGCCACCAGUGGUAUGCUGUUCUUUGUGGGCAGCUGUCGGAGCACGAGAGCAUUCAGAAGCGCAUCCAAACCGGGUAUGUUUUUAAGGAACACAUUGACAAAGCGAUUGAGCUGAAACCAGAGGACCCAAAGUCUCACUAUCUCCUGGGCAGGUGGUGUUACCAGGUUUCCCAUCUAGGAUGGCUUGAAAAAAAGGCGGCUUCUGCUUUGUUUGAAGCUCCCCCCACAGCCACUGUGCAGGAUGCGCUGCAAAACUUCUUACGGGUUGAGGAGCUGAGCCCAGGAUUUUCCAAAGCAGGAAGAGUCUACAUUGCCAAGUGCUACAAGGACCUGGGAAACAACUCUGCGGCCACUCUUUGGAUGAACCUGGCCUCGGAACUGCCAGCUCACACAAAAGAGGAUGAAGAAAGCGAGAGAGAACUUGAAGAGAUGCAGUCAGCCUGGGAGGAGUGAAUACCUAAAGGCUCAUCCCACUGGAUACUGCACGACAGUAACAUUCCAGUUUGAGGGGUUUUGUGAUCCUGAUGACUUUGCACUUCAUGGAUGAGCCACAAGAGUUUACAGGGGAAAACACGCAGCAGCCUCACCAGCACAUCCAGGAGAAGAUCUUGGUGGGAUUGAACCGGAUCAAAUUCUGCAUUCUUUUCCUCCUUAUGGCACGUUUGAUUUUAGAAUUCCUAAAAACUGUCCAAUUCCUAAAAACAGAUGGGGGGAGGGCAUAGGUAGAGUUUGUGAUAUAAAAUAUGUGAUACACGUGUACCAUAGCUCUAGGUGAGAGAUACUAUGUGAUAUAAGAAAAUAUGCACAAAUAUAUCCAUAUUUAUAUACACAUCUAGAUUUUAUGUCACAAACUCCCCGUCUGACAGCCUGACCUCAGCCCAGCUCCUGUGGGAUCUCACCUGAUUCCUUCAGCCUAAAUUCUUUUUUGGAUUAACUGUUUCCCCUUAACCUGAAUAAUUGAAUCAGUUGAAAUAACUGAUCACACACUUUUCGGAGCUGUUAGGUGGAAUGAGAUCUUGAGCUCCUGGGCUUGGUGGUUGGAGCGCUGCUGGGUUAUAGCAGCAGGAGGCACUUGGGGUGCUCACUUGGUGUUACUUGGCAUGAGCCCACCUCAAAGUCUCCUGGCUAUUGUCAUAAGUAAACUGUUGGGGUUUUCUCAGCAGAAAACACGGGUAGAAUUACAAUUUCCAGAAGUUGACUUGGCUGAUGUUUGAGUGUUGUGUGCAAAGCACAGGGUAAAGUUGGAGAAAAGGCUGACCUCGGGGUGAUGCUUUCACUGUGAAGGGAAACCGAGGUCAAAUGUUGGGGGAAGAGAGGGAGAAACAAGAUUGAGCAAUUGCUUUAGACUUGCCACGCUUCUGGUUUGGCACGCACAGGCCAGCACAGCAGAACCAGGCGUGGAAACACGAUAGCAGUAACUUCAGUAGCCCGAGAUUCAGUUCUCGUGCCAAGAUGUGCUGAAAUCUUGCUUUCUCCAAAGUAAAACUGAGAUGGGCUCAGGA